UGAUAGUAUUCCACCUGUUCUAGUUUGGAUUCUUAUGUCUUCCGAAGUUUUAGGAAAGGCAUCUAAAUCCAACGAGUCAUUUGACUCAUCUUUAUUUUUUCGUGAAAGAGAGAAUGUUUUGUAGAAAUUGUUUGUUUUGAGAAAAGUUUGCAUAUCAUUAUGGUAGUUGAAACCAAAAGAGAGAAUUAUAAUUCUGUAAAGUCUGGUGCGGAAGGCAGUGUUGCUACGAGUAGUGUUACAAGUCAGACUACUCCACUUUUAGAUUGGGAAGAGUAUCUGAGAGAUGUAGAAAGUGCACACAGUCGACUUUUGCAAACAUCUGACCAAUUGAGACAUAGUUUCUCACAAUUGGAUACUCUUCAAGGGGAGUUUGAGAGCAAAUAUCGGGCGCAAAAGAAGGACGUCGAGUCCCUGAAGAGUUAUUUGAAAGAUAUUAACGAUACUGUUCAAUAUACAACUGCCAAGGAAAAAGUCGAGUCUUGGAGUUGUGAUUUGAAACAAUUGUCUUCACUUAUGCCUGUUUCAGGUGGACUAUUUGUAGAGUUGUUUCUUGGCACCACCGACCUUCGUUUUCGAAGAAGGCAACAAAGGAUAGCUUUCAAAACGCAAUAUGAACUUUAUAAGAAACGUUUGGGUCCAUUUUUCGUUUGGAUGACUUUUCUCUGUUUUUUAUUUGAACGUAAUCGUUGGUUGCAUAUGUUGUUACAGUUAUUCCUUGCCUAUUAUUAUGCUUCUUUAGCUAUUCGAGAGAAUAUUUUGAGAGCCAAUGGAAGUAAUAUCAAGUCUUGGUGGAUAUGGCAUCAUUACUUGUCGAUGGGCAUAGCGACCUGUUUUCUAACUUGGCCAGAUUCCACUUCUUAUGCAAUGUUUCGCAAUCGAUUGCAUAUUUUUGGAAUGUAUACUGCACUAUUACAGAUACUUCAAGCACGUUAUCAAAUGGCUCGUUUGUAUACUCUUCGUUCACUUGGUAAAGCUGGUGAAUUGGAUGUAGCGAAUACCGAUUCCACUCAAAUCCAUUGGGGUUCGAGUAUGAAGUUAUUGAUGCCGUUUGUUAUCGUUGGGCAGUUUAUUCAACUCUACAAUUGUAUAUUUCUGUAUGGUUUAUGGAGAAUGUUUCCAUUAGAAACUCAAAUAUUGGUUGCUUCUAUCUUAUUUUUAUCUACUUUUGCUGGUAAUUUUUCUACUACUAUGUAUACUUUAUAUGAAAAGACAAGAGGAAAGAAACAUUCGUUUUAAGAGAAAUCAAAAAAGAGCCUAUUCAUUUUCCCUUCCACAAAUGAAUAGGCAGAGAGUGGA
Molecule: messenger RNA, 1296 nt
Organism: Galdieria sulphuraria
Lineage: Eukaryota; Rhodophyta; Bangiophyceae; Galdieriales; Galdieriaceae
Exons: 4
Coding region: 160-1236 (358 amino acids)
Cellular component (GO): membrane
Source: RefSeq, a predicted model, not a curated record